CUACCUAGUAGUUCCACACAUUCGCUCUUUAAUAAUUAUCAUAAAAAUUAUCGAUGCAAACGUUACAUCACCACCAUUCUCUGCUUACUAAUCCUUACACAUCAACUCAAUCACAGUCCAAUCUCCUUAUCAACCCCGCAAAAGUGCUGAUAAGACUAACCUGCCAUAAGCUUCCAAUUCUCUCUUCCUUUGCCGCUACUUACACUCAAAAUCAAUCCCAUCGCCAUCAUGACAAUCGUUCACAUAGUCCUCUUUGAAUUCAAGCCCAACACCCACAAAGAUCAAAUAGACGAUGUAUGGUUGUCCCUCCCAUCCAGCCUAGCACCAUGAUAUCAAAAUCGUGAAAGAAUAUCAACUAACAGAAUGGAUAUCAAAAGCUAUGCAAACACAUGCUCUCGCUAUCCACUCUCUGUAUUCAUCCAGAGUCCAAAAAGCCAUAUAUUUUAAAUUCUUCUGGCGGAAGGGAUAAUUCACCAGAGGGCCAUCAAGUAGUGUUACACCCUGCCCUUAUAUCCUAACACUACUCAUCCAUUCUUCACACCUUUUCUUCAGCGUGUCUAGUUCUUCUGCAGUCCUAUUUCCAUAUCUGUCUAUUCUCUAUAUCAUACCUUCCUACCUCAGACUUUCUACAAGCAACAUCCAGCUAACACCCCUUUAAGGGCGGCUUCUCCCACGGUUUCGUAUUUCAUUUCGCGUCCACCAGUGAUCGGGAUUACUAUGUGAAUGAAGAUCCAGCACAUCUGGAAUUUGGGAAGAAAGCGGGGGCCAUAGUGCAGAAUGUUAGGGUUGUUGAUUAUGAGAUGGGUGUAUUUUAGAGGUUAGGUGUUUCAAAGUAGGAAUGAGUACAUGAAGUUCAGAGACGAGGAAAAUGAUGGGAAUGGCUUGAUGCGUUAGGGACCGUCGACUAAAAAUUGACCUUAAAAUUGCGGUUGUUAUGCUUAUCAGUGAUGGGGAGGAGAAAUAUGGAGAUCCAUGACUGAGUAGUGCUCAACAAGUCCCAGAUUAGACAGAGAUUGAAAAAAAAACACCUU
Sclerotinia trifoliorum is the source of this 1031-nucleotide messenger RNA. The record is from the annotation of a GenBank genome assembly. Lineage: Eukaryota; Fungi; Ascomycota; Leotiomycetes; Helotiales; Sclerotiniaceae.